AUGACUGCGCACGCUACGCGAUUAGAGAGUCUCUUUCUGCUUGUACAAGACGGAAGCAGUGCGCAGAUCCGCAAUAAUGCGGCGGAAAAGUUGGGGGAAGUGGCUGUGCGCUCUCCCCAGUUCUGCUUCUCCAUCUUACAAAAGAUACGACCACUAAUUAUCCAUAGAGAGUGGGAUAUACGUGUGGCUGCUUCUAAGUGUCUUGAUGUCAUGGCACGCUCUUUGCGGAACGAGGAUGAAAAUGUUGCAGAUGUGUUUGCCUUGGUCUCUCUUGGCAGUCACAAGGAUUUGGAUGCAGCGCUAAAUCUGCAGACAGUAGACGUUAAGAAGGUGGUGCAGGAGGGGGCACCGUUACUGCGCAGUGGAGGAGAGGAGUACCGAUACAGUACAAACUUGACGGAGGAAGAGCGGCGGAAUCAUGCCAUAAAGCAGCGGCGUCUGCUGUUACGACGCCUUAGUGGAGCGGGAGGGCCGAUUUGGAAAACGCGCGAGGAUUCACUGACGAAACGUCUGCUUCCUCGACUCAAUCGAAGUCAUGCACAGGAAAUUGCUGAUGACAUUGAGGCAAGCGAGUUGCAGGCUAUUGGGUUUUCUGAACGCACUAUUCGAAAGAAAGCGAGUGAAAUGUUAUCCAUGCCACGAAGUAACAAGCGUCGUUUGGUUGAUACUGCAGAGAUGGGGAGAUGUAAAAAACGAACAAAAGCUGAUUGUGAUGGUGAAGCCAAGGACAAAACUAUGAAACACGUAGUUGAUUAUAAGUUUGAUGAGGCAGCAAUGCAAACAAAAGUAAAAAUUGUUGCAAGCUUGGUCUCCGAUCUGUUUGAAAGUAUGCUUGAUUCGAAAUGGGAAGUUCGUCAUGGCGCACUAUUAUCGUUGCGGCAAAUUCUCCUGUGCGCUCACUUCACUGCUGCCGUUGAAGCAGUCAGGACAGCAGAAGACGACAGUAUGGAGCGAAAUUAUGUUGACAAAUGGCUGGAAGAGUGUUUGAUUCGAUGCAUUUGCGUAUUAGCACUGGAUCAAUUUGUAGACUACUCGGCUGAUGGGUCCGUUUCUCCUGUUCGCGAAGUUUGCGCACAGGUUUUUGGAAUUUUACUCGGGAGUCUUUCUUGUGCAGAAACGCUAGUUGGAUACCUGCAAGUGGUGCGUACGCUGUUUGGCGGGACGACGUGGCACGCUUGCCACGGCGGUCUAUUAGGGUUGAAGUAUCUUGUCCGUGCUCAUAGUAGUCAUGCCCAAGCACUGGUUUCUCUCUGCUUUAAUGAUAUCGUAACUGCGUUUUCCCAAUCCAACGUAGAGGAGGAUGUGUUGGUUCUAGCCGCAGACAUGUUUCAGCUUUUUGUGUCAUAUUUGGAUCGCGUCGAAGUUGCAGCUAUCAUAGAGGCUGCUCUAUUGUUAUGGAGAUCUCUGAAAUGCCAUGAAAAAGACGGUUUGGUAACUGCAAGCAUAGUUCGAGCUCUAUGUGCGUGGCAUACUUACACACCAGUUGCAGCAAUGUUGCAAAGCGACAACAGAGUCAAGGCAGCUGUUUGGCAAAAUUUAUUGUAUACGGUUCCAAUGCUUCAUCACCACUCGUAUUGUGUUCGAGCGUCCAGUGCAGCUUGUGCUGCAGCUAUUUUUUCAAGCGAAUCGUCUUUUUUGAAGUCAAGCUUAAUUGGCUUUGCUCGAUCUUUUCUGCCACAUCUACUGUUUCAAGUACUUUUGGAGGAAAGCAAGUCGAUCCAGCAAACUUUACUUGACGCUUGGAAACAAAUAAUAAGCAGCUUAUCGAAAGACGCUCUGCUUAUGGACGUCAUAGGUGAACAUCUGCCAAUUUGGGUGCGGCUGUUGUGGUCUACGAAGGAAAUAAAAAGCCUGAAUGUUGAGGUAGUAAACUCGUCCAGCACGAUACUGGGUGCAAACGAGAGCGAUUCUGCGGAUCGAAUAGUACAGCAAAAUGUGUUCUCUCGCGUAGCAUUUGCCGAGGCGAUUGGUUUUGCUGUUGCCCAUGUCCCUCUUUCCAGUACGUGUAUGGCUGAGGUAGUCCAGUUAUUGCGCGAUGGUGUGUGCGGUAGCUCUGGCGAGCGACAGUGUGGAGUUUUACUAGCACUGUCAAAAUGGGGCCUUUUUGAGAAGCAGUUAGACCGUAAAAACUUGGCGGAUCGAUCAUGUCGACUGCAGCAUUUGCACGCUUCAGUUGGAUUUAUGAUUGAAUCCGAGCAGCUUGGAUUAUUAAAACGUGUUGUGCAGAUGGAAGCGCGGAUUAUCGAAAUUUUCUCAUCUGUUGAUAUUAGACUUCAGCCCUCACAAAGCCUAGGCUUAGUAUCAGCAGCAGACAUUUCACGACAGGUCGCGGAGCACAUUGCUCAUUUUCCUUACGAUAAGUUGCGAGAACACCCACGAGAAUUUGAAUUGGCCCAUUUCAAACGGCAAGACCUCUUUUUGGUGGACGAGCUUGUUCAACAAAGUUUCUCUCGUUUUUACCACCGGGUACAAGGUCUUGGGAGCAGCGCUUAUUACGAGAUUAUGCCAACUCCUAAAAAGAGCGGAUUUUUAGUCAAAGCACUGAUGCACUCGAUCAAGAAAGAAGAGGAAACAAUGUUUCGUUCUAUUUCAUCGCGAACGAUAGCAGACUUUGUAAUAGGUCAGGCAGGCACUCAGAAGAAGUGUGUCAGUAAGAUAAUCUCCAAUCUUUGUAAUAACGCCACGGCGUUGGUUGGUGCAUCGGAAAUAUUUUUGCUGGGAGGCAGUAACUCACAGGACAAUCAGAGUUGCUCAAUUGCUCCUGAGCUUCUCAAGAAGACGGAAGUUCGAGUAACUGGAGCUGAGAGUGCACUGCGUGAAAUUUGCAAGUGUGGCGGCGAUUCUCUUUUUAAGGUGUGCCAUGUUCUAAAUGAUGUCAUUUCCAAGGCGUGGGGCCAUCCAAAUGUUAUCGACCAUACAAUUCAACAGUGCAUGCACUUGAUCGUUUUGAUAGUGCCCCACGUUCAGGGCGGUGCAAUGUUGACCUGCUUAGCGUGGCUUGGCGGGCUUUCUCGUUUGACGCAGCAGCCGUACAAAGAUCAGCAAACACGGCGAUUCGUGGCUCAUGCUGUUGCUACUAUUACCAAAUACGCAGAAGGGCAGUAUCGCAAAGAUGCAAUGCUUGUUGUGUACAACUCCAUUUUUGUUGUAUUUGUAAACGCUGAGAGUGCAGACAUCCAUUCAAAGAAUGAAUCAUUAUACGGCGCAGUCAUGGUGCUCGAUUGUAUCGCUCACGCUCUUGGAGCGGAUUUGGCGCCAUACGUACCAAGCCUUGUUCAUUACGCAAUGAAGGCGAUGAGUUCACAGUUCAAACAUGUUCGCACGUAUGCUGCUAAAGCAUUUGCUCAUUUAAUUCCAUUGGUCCCGCUUCAAAUGGAUAUCAAGCUCCGGGAGUGCGAUCAGCAGCUUCCUGCCUCAUUGAGAACGAUUGUGGAGCAGAACGCUGUUUCACGUAGCUUCCUGGAGAGCUUUGCAGAAGGUAAGGCUGUUCAGCAUGUGGAUGUCGAAACUUUGCUUGCUCCAAAGACAUGUUUGCGCUUGUAUCAACAGCAUGGCAUAGAUUGGCUUUGCUUUAUGGCCAAAAACAAUCUUCAUGGGAUUCUCGCUGAUGAUAUGGGUCUGGGUAAAACAUUGCAGACAUUUGCAGCUAUGGCCGCAACGUUAGCGUCAUCAGUCGGAACCAAAACGAAAGAGACUGCAAUGCUUUGCCUCGUUGUUUGUCCACCGAUUCUCAUUCAUCACUGGAUUGAGGAAGCUAAAAAGCACAUCCCAGGGUUUUUCAAAUCAAUUAUCGACUACUCACUUCCCGUAAGUGAGAGGAAGGCUUUGAACCUUAACGAUGGCAUGUUUCCAGUAUCGAAUCAAGGCCCAACAUUGAUUGUAACAACGUACUCGAUUUUGCGCACUGAUAUUGAGCGCUUGGGGAGCAUCGACUAUACGUACGUGGUACUAGAUGAAGCACAUUUGAUUCGGAAUCCAUCCACAGCUUUGUUUCAGUCUGUUCUUAACCUUCAUGCGUCACAUCGCGUUGCUUUGAGCGGCACACCAUUGCAGAAUAACGUCGCCGAUUUGUGGGCUCUCUUUGAGUUUUUAAUGCCCGGGUACUUGGGCGACGCCGCUGCAUUUCGUCGCGAGUUUGUGCUUCCUAUCAGAAAGUCAAAAGAGCGAAAUGCAACGACGAAGCAGAAGGAGGUGGCAGCUAUUGCAAUUGCACGGUUGCAUCAGAAGGUCUUGCCGUUUAUUUUGCGACGAACAAAAGAUCAGGUACUGAAGGAGCUUCCUCCAAAAAUUAUUUCCAAUGUUUUUCUGCCUUUAUCUUCACUCCAGAGACGCCUCUAUACUUUGGCAUCGUCAACAGAAUCUGAGAGCGCAAGCUCAAUAUCUUCUCGAUCCACCAAGUCCAGUGACAAGUCGGGGACGAAGCCAGUGGCGAACGUGCUCACAAGUCUUCAGCUACUGCGCAAAAUAUGUGUGCACCCAGCGCUUGUUGCAGAUGAAACUGUUGCUCGAAGUUUAAGUGCAAAGAAGAAAAAAGCUCUCCGGAGCUGGAAGUGCUCAGGGAAACUGGUUGGAUUACGUGAUCUAUUGAUAGAGUGCUGCGAUAUUGCAGCGUCGGAUCAAGAUAUUGGUCAAGGCUCUGCUUCUGACAACGAUAGUCUAGAUACUGGCAACAUUUCUCCACAUCGAUGCCUGGUGUUUGCUCAUUUGCAGCAAUCACUAGAUCUCACUGAGCAAAUGCUACAAGAUGCAUUGCCUACAACUACAUAUCGACGCCUUGAUGGUCAAACACCACGCACAAAGCGUGCUGAAAUCAUACGGCACUUCAACACUGAUCCAUCAAUCACUAUCUUGUUGCUGACAACAGCAAUAGGAGGCCUAGGACUGACGCUCACCGGCGCCGACACUGUAAUCUUUAUCGAGCACUCUUGGAACCCCUUUGUCGAUCUGCAAGCCAUGGAUCGUGCGCACCGCAUUGGACAGAAGCAAACCGUUCGCGUGUUUCGAUUGAUCAUGAAGGAGUCUCUCGAAGAACACAUUCUCACCCUUCAGAAAUUCAAAGAGCAAGUUUCGUCCACGAUUGUACCAAAGAGUGAUGCUCAAAGUAGCAUGAACACGAACACAACGGGUGUCCUUGACUUGCUGCAGGCGUCAUCUUCGGCGCUGGCUGCUAAGGAGCUUCAUGUAUCACUUACUGAAACAAAGCCUGGAGAUGGUGAUCACGCCGCAGCUGCGCUACCGCAAGGAGCCCAAGAACUUUUGAACCAGAUUGGUAAAUUAUGGGAUGAGUCGCAGUACGAAUCUUUAGCUUUUCCCGAAGAAGAAGAUAAGUAA
Molecule: messenger RNA, 5331 nt
Organism: Peronospora belbahrii
Lineage: Eukaryota; Oomycota; Peronosporomycetes; Peronosporales; Peronosporaceae
Source: the annotation of a GenBank genome assembly